Rhipicephalus sanguineus (brown dog tick) is the source of this 2908-nucleotide messenger RNA. Its product is annotated as protein disulfide-isomerase TMX3. Gene Ontology annotation, cellular component: endoplasmic reticulum. Gene Ontology annotation, molecular function: protein disulfide isomerase activity. Gene Ontology annotation, biological process: peptidyl-cysteine oxidation. Bases 105 to 1415 code for a protein of 436 amino acids. The transcript is spliced from 13 exons. The record is from RefSeq and is a predicted model, not a curated record. Lineage: Eukaryota; Metazoa; Arthropoda; Arachnida; Ixodida; Ixodidae.
AGUCGAGCCAUGUCGAGCACGCCGUUGUUUGCUAUCACACGGUUGCAAUGGCCGCUGUCCGGUGAAGGCUACGUUCAUUUGUGGUGCUUAAUGUUAAGAUAAUAAUGUAUCAUUCUGAGUUACUUGUGUCGCUAAUAAUUGGCGUGCUGCUCUGUGUGCCGGUCGCCUAUGGGAGCAAAGUUUUAGAGUUGAGUGACAGGUUUCUCGACGUGCGACACGAAGGCUCGUGGCUUGUCAAGUUUUAUGCACCAUGGUGUGGUCACUGCAAAAUGCUGGAACCUAUCUGGAGCCAGGUUGCUCAAAGCCUUGCAGAUACGGACAUUCGUGUCAGCCGCGUAGACUGCACGCGGUUUACCUCUGUGGCCAUGGAGUACAGCGUCAAAGGUUUUCCCACCGUGCUCUUUAUCAAAGGGGACAAGACUGUUGAAUACAAGGGAGAUCGAAACAGGGAGGAGCUUGCUGAGUUCGGACGCAGAAUGGAUGGGCCACCGGUUCAUGCCUUGACAACCUGUGAUGACUUGAAGGCAAUGCGGGAUCGGCACAAGGUUUUCUUUAUCUACAGUGAUGGAGAAAAAGGAAGUGGUGAAACCAACGCGCUAAAGGAAAACUUUACGAAAAUGGCAGAAGAGUUCCAGCCAGUCAAUUACUUUUUUACAGUACCGUCGUCUUGUAUUAGUCAGCUGGGGGAAAACAUGACUCCACCAGCAACACCUGCUGUUUACGUUGUCAAGGACAAUACUGCCUUUUUAUACGAUGAAAACAACGCUUUAGAACAAAACAUGACAUUUCUCGACUGGAUGAAUAGAGAAAGAUUUCCAACAUUCCAGAAAAUAACUUACGGCAAUUUCCACCAAAUACUAAAGACGGGGAAAAAGAUAGUGAUGGCAGUUUUGGAGGAGAACCAGAUUGGAAAAGUUACCAUGCGUAUGCAAGAAUUCAAAGACAUGCUUGAAGCAAUUGCUUUGAAUACAAGGGAGUUAUUCCAUGAACACUUUGUGUUUGGCUGGGUGGGGACACCUGAGAUUGCGAACUCUGUGGCCAUGAUGAACCUGCCAGUCCCUAGUCUUCUAGUGAUUCAGCCUGAGACAUACCAGUACUACUUGCCUGAGGGCCAUUCGCGUGAACAGCCCCCCUCACCACAGGCAGUGCUGGAGCUGCUCAAUACCAUCAUGGAUGGCUCUGCUGUGCCAUACGGUGGAGACAGCUUUCCUUAUCGGCUGUACCGUGCAUACUUUGAAGCCAAGACUGCAUUAGCAGGAAUGUGGCGAGGAAAUCCAGUUUUAACUGCUGUCCUGUUUGGACUGCCUUUGGGCUUCCUGAGCAUUAUCUGCUAUACAACAUGUUGCUGUGAUGUCCUUGAAGCAUCUGAUGAUGAUGAUGAAGCAGAUGAAGCAAGUCAUGAAAAGAAGGAGUGAGAAGCACAGCUGAUCCAUAAUCAUAAUGGGUGGAAAGCAAUGCCGUGCAAAUCCUAUAGUCGGUUACAUCCUAACAAAAAAAAAAUCAGAUCCACCCACAGAACCACAGCGCGCCUUUUACUCACCUGUGCAAGAAAGUCUGGCUAAGUGGUUUCCAUUUGAAGCACAGGUAUUUUUUCCUGUUGAUGUAGAUACUACGCACACUGGGAAUAAUAUGUUCGUCAUUCCUACCCGAAAUAUUACGCUUGUCUGAGCACUGAUGUCAGAAUCUCUCUUAAAAUUUGUGAGGAUGUUCAAGUUUUCUACCUAAAACCAGCGACACAAACAUAUUUCUGUAUGGUAAGAUAAACUAUUUUGAAUGCGCAAAAGUGCCUGGCGUUAAAGAAAUGAGCAAACGCAAUUAGAUGGGGCAUCUAUACAAAUUCUCUCGGGGCAGGACAACGAUGGCUGUGGGCGGAGCUUAUAUUUUUUCUUAAGUUGUAACCGAUUAUAGUAACCAAUGAGCAGUGAACACCAACAGACUGCUUCCAGUCAACAUCUCACAUUGCACUCCUUUUGCGAGCUGAAGGUAAAUCAACUUUACAUAUAAUUGGAGCAAGCAGCCAACUACAAAGCUGCAGUAUGUGCAGUGAGCAACAUUAUGGAUGCUGUUUCGAUGCUGUUUGGGAUGGCAAGGGUUGUGGCGGGCUUCAAACUUGCAUUAAUGAAAGAAGUUUAAUAUGAUGAAGGUAUUUUGCUAAGCUGUAGUACCUGUUCAGGGACCCAACUAUAUAUUAUUGGUACCUUGACGAUGCUCAUGCAGCUGUGUUUUGAAUUGCUUGAGUGAAACUAAUGAACUUGGUGUAUUUUGUACAUAGUACUGCACUGUCUAUGUUGUUUUCAAAAAUGUUUCAAUGUCUGGGUUGUUUUAUGCCAAGCCUUCUUGUGCUGUUGUUAUUUAGGGGGAGUCUGUCUAUUGUAUUAUCUACAAGCUUUAGGAGUAUGAUAUAUUUUUAAAAAGUUCACAUUUUUUCUGUGAUGUUUUUGCUUGAGAGAGAUGCCAAUUCCUUGUUUUGUUGGCAUAUCAAAUGCAUUCAGCAGAGACGUAAAAUUUUUUUAGACCCUUGAAGACCUACUUAUUGUGCACAUUUGUUUUACAUAGUAUUGAGAGAGAUGCCAAUUCCUUGUUUUGUUGGCAUAUCAAAUGCAUUCAGCAGAGACGUAAAAUUUUUUUAGACCCUUGAAGACCUACUUAUUGUGCACAUUUGUUUUACAUAGUAUUGUGAACAUGUAAGUGUGUCAGCAUAUGUUUAGUGCACUCAUUGCGACUUACGAGCUUGUUGUGGACAAUGAUAAAAGACAGUUUCACUGUACUGCCCGAGCGCUGUGCCAUCAUCAAUGUACACAGUCACCCUUUUUACACAUUUAUGCUUGCUUUUCUUUAUUUUCUGAAAGAAAUGAAUGCCAGCAUUGUCUCCAUCUGAACUUGGUGUAUUUGUCUUAUUAAAGACAUC